Aspergillus thermomutatus is the source of this 1878-nucleotide messenger RNA. It is a transcript of the gene SORR2, whose product is annotated as putative transcription factor. Gene Ontology annotation, cellular component: nucleus. The record is from RefSeq and is a predicted model, not a curated record. Bases 1 to 1878 code for a protein of 625 amino acids. NCBI's taxonomy places the organism in Eukaryota, Fungi, Ascomycota, Eurotiomycetes, Eurotiales, Aspergillaceae. Gene Ontology annotation, biological process: positive regulation of transcription from RNA polymerase II promoter by galactose; DNA-templated transcription. Gene Ontology annotation, molecular function: DNA-binding transcription factor activity, RNA polymerase II-specific; zinc ion binding; RNA polymerase II cis-regulatory region sequence-specific DNA binding. The transcript has 4 exons.
AUGCGACGGCGGGCGUCCGGUCGAAAUCCAGUCACCGUUCGGCAAGUGGAAACCAAGCGCAAGCCCCAAGUCGAACACGAUCCAUUAAUUCGGAGUGAUGUUCUUGUUUCGGCCUCAUCUGAGUCGUCUCCAACUUUGCGCACUCCCUCACUCAAGACCCCAUUGAAAUUAACCAACAAGACCCCGUCGGCGGCUGAACUAUCCUCUACAUUGGAGCACUUAGAUGAAGACCAAGAGCCAGACCCGGACCCAGAUCAGGCCCGCGAGUGCUACACCGCACAUGGGCGGUUUGCUGGCGAAGUCACAGCAGCAAUAGAUGUGAGGGCUGGUCUUGCUCCGGCUGCCACAUCACACCUCGUCCCGUUCGUAGAUGCGCCCUUGUUCGGAGAGAUAGACCUGCACUCUCCUCCGUACAAUGUCUCUGAUUUUCCUGCUGGAUUACCUCCUCGCGCAUAUGCUGAUAGGCUCGUCCGUAUAUAUUGGCAAUAUGUAGAUCCUGUGGAGCCCAUCUUGGGCCGAGAACGCUUCUUCCGCGACUAUGAGGCGUCGUACUCAAAAACUCAUGCAUUGCUCCACGCGGACCGUGACGUCUGGUUCGGCAUACUCAAUGCUGUCUUUGCCCUGGCAGUGCAGAGGCAAGAAUCGAUCCCUCUACAGAAACGGGAUGAAGAGUCGCAUCACUAUUUUCAGCGCGCGUGGGCACUUCUCCGACCCGAAACUAUUCUCUGGGAGCCUGGAACGAUCGAGCUUGUACAGUGCUUGAUUCUCAUGAACCGAUACCUCCAUUGCACCAACAACCAACAGAAAACAUGGAUGACGGCGGGGCUGGCGACACGAAUCGCCCAGAGUAUGUGUUGUCAUUUGGCCGAGACGUCUUCAGCGAAAGAUUCUUGCAGCGACACGCAGUUGAAACAGCAGGUUUGGGCUAGCUGUGUUGCCUUGGACCGAUGCGUUUCCUGGUCACUCGGCAGGACAUCGGCGCCGUCUCUGAUACCCUUACCAAACAGGGCCAACUCCAUGUGCUUAGGCGGCAGCGACCAACACAGCGGUAGGUAUGCCGAGCGUCUCGCACGGGAACUGGAACUUCACGAAAUUGGCAAUCAGAUUCAGUUGGCACAGACACAGACUCGGAACACUCUCGCUGCCAGAUUGGGACUGCCACGUCUGUAUCAACAAGACGAAUACCACACCGUGGCGGUACAGCUAGACGCCUGCCUCGACAAAUGGGAGAAAGAUCUUCCCAGCGAUUGGAAGUUGCAAAACCUUCAAAAGGUUGUCGACAGGGGGUCUCGAGCAGAACGAUAUUUACUUCACCUUCGCCUUCUUCACUCUCGAAUCUACCUGUACAGGCCCAUGCUCGCACGCUUCUACUCGAGUAAAUCCCACACGGCAACAGGUCAGGCAACAUCCACGCCUCCCAGCCUAAGCGACCGGCUUCUCAGGGAAUGUGCUGGAAUGUGCGUUGAAACAGCGCAAAGGGUCACAUCUUUGAUCAUCGAGACAAUUGAGCCAAAUGAACCAAUGGGUCUCCUGCCAUGGUGGUACCGAAUCUACUAUUUACACAUCGCGGGAACCAACUUUCUGGCAGCCAUGUUCCGAUCGGACCUGUUCACCGAGUCGGUAUCGCAAUCUUGGAAAGAUGUCAUGUCGGCCCUCCGCACGCAUGAACAUUUGAGUACAUAUGUCCAACAAUGCAUCCGGACCUUUGAAAGGCUCUCCACGAGGAUCCUGGGGACGAGAUAUCCUACACCAGAUGGCAGUGGGGAUGCACCGCUUGAGGAGGCAAUUUCUGGGUCCUUGUUUGACGAUAUUUUCCAGGAUUUGGGUGUCGAUUGCGAUAACUUCCUCUUUGGCAUGGAGGAUUACACUAAUGGUUAG